GGCAUUUGAAAUGUCUUCUUCAAAACCUCAUAAUACAAUUGAACAAGCUAUUCAUGACAAAGCCAUUACUGAGGUUAUUGUUGCACAAAAUCUUUCAUUAUCUUUUACAGAAGGAAAAAUGUUUAAACGAUUUGCAAAAAUUAUAGAUUUGGGAAAGAUUAAGAGUCUAAUUGAUGAGGGAUUUAAUCAAAUCAGUUCUAGCCUGCGGUAUGAUUUAUACAAAGCUGAAACAGUAUCAUUAACCAUGGAUUUAUGA
Racocetra fulgida is the source of this 256-nucleotide messenger RNA. The record is from the annotation of a GenBank genome assembly. Lineage: Eukaryota; Fungi; Glomeromycota; Glomeromycetes; Diversisporales; Gigasporaceae.